AUGUCCCUGCAAGACCUGCCGUCGCCGCUUUUGGCACUCAUCGUUUCAUAUGUCGUCGCUGACCGUUGGUUGCAGCACGCACACACCCGCGACCAAGUGGCUGCGUUGAGACUUACCUGCCGAACCCUCAAUGGGGCUACCGUAUACCAGGCCUUCUCUCGCCUGGAUGUUGCCGCGAACCGCGGACAUCUCGACCAUCUCAACACUCAAGCGUUGGCGCUGGUCGCCCGCGAAAAGGCUCGUCUGCCCAACAGCCCUGGUGUCCUAUUUACAAGCAUCGCCGACCUCAGCGCCGUACUGAUCAGUAUUGCUGCUGAUGAGCCACGCCUGCAGCGUGAAGAUACGGAAUAUGUGCCCGGCUUCAUUGACGCUGCAAUUGUGCUUUUGGGCCCGCGGGACAUUGUAGACCACCUCGCCUUCCAAAAUCUGCCCGCUGGUGUAUGUUUCUUUGGAUCGCGUUUCAAUGCCCAUCACCUCGCCUUACUUGCUGCGGCCUGGCAGGGCGACCUUGAGCUGGUGCUGUUUCUGCUGGACAGCGAGAGCUUGAAGCCAGCUGGCAAAAGUCUACUUUCGGCGUUCUAUCUCGCUGCCUUCAAAGGCCACACCGAGCUACUUUGCCUGCUGAAAGAGCACGGAAACAUUCAAGUCGAUGCGCCAUGUGGCUUUUACGGGAAUGCCCUGAUGGCAGCCGUUGCUGGAGGGAGUCUUGAGAGCAUCGAUUGCAUUAUUGAAUGGGGUGCUGAUGUCAACUUCUUGGGCACACUGUUUGGGCGGCCCUUGACAUUAGCCGUGUCAUCUGGCUGCCUGGGUGCUGUACAGCUGCUACUCGAAGCGGGAGCCGAAGAAAACGCCUGUGAUAUGAUGAAGCAGAGCCCAUUGGUCGUCGCAGCCAUAAAAAAGCCUCAUACAAUUGCUCUCCGUGAAAUUCUGGAGCUUCUCCUGCUGCGCAACGCGGAGAUCUCUAUUCUUCCCAAGGAAAAGGCUAAGGCAUUUGCCUAUGCUGCGUCUUAUGAUAAUCCGUCUGCCGUUGAAAUUCUAUUGAAGAACGGUAUCACGGACGACCUAUAUGGCACUGCUCUAAUAACCUCUGCGAUAGCGAACACGCGGAACCUAGAUGUCGUUCGGCUUCUGUUGGAGCGCCUCGGAGAUUCUACACUACCUUCUAGCACACUAUUGACCACUGCUAUACAGCGAAACUUCCCGGAACUGGUGAAACUAUGCAUUGAGGAAAAAGAUGAUUUCGACCCAUGUAUGUAUGAAGCAUCGAUCGCACUAGAAAACUCUUUACGAGACGGCUAUGUAGACAUCCCAAAAAUGCUGUUUGACUCUGGAGCUAGGCUAAGACUUACUGAGCAAGAUGUACUAUGGGUUGCUGAGAAAGUUUUUCAUACCUCCCUCAUUGACAGGUUGGCGGAAUGCGGCCUUGAAUUCGAUGCCAACACAUUUGAAUGUGCUAUUCGUUUUGGAAAUCCGUUUUUGCUCUCGAAGACACUUUCGGGAGGAUUUGAAUAUGAAGCUCUAGGUGAUGGAGAGUACCUACCUCCAAAGGUUAGGCUGUGUGUCUGGGAUACCGAACUGCCUGCUGUCCAAGGACUUUUAAACACCAAUGCUAUUCGAUUUUCCUCUAUUACAGUGUCCGACAUGCUUCAACAUGCAACGCAACGUCGUGAUGUUGCAACAGUCAAACGGCUCACUAGUUGCUAUCCGGGCGCUGUACUCCAAACUUACCCUAGAAACAAUGAUGACUUUGCGGCUACAACAAUUGCCAUGCUUCUCCACAGUGCAGAAAAGACAUUCCGUAAAGACGAAGCGGCUGCUUUGCUGAAGGAACAAGGCCCUGAAAUUGUUGCCAUUGCAAAUGAACUACAGGAGAAAAACAUCCAACUUUGCUCCCUUUUCAAAAGUACCACCACUAAACUCAGCCAUUUUAUAGAACUUGGUUGUGUCUCAGCACUGGAGUUUUUUCUCAGGAGUUCUGGUGCGCAUGCUAUGCAGCGAGACCACAAAGUAUUGGCGGCUAUCAAAGAUAUCGAUAUCCUAAAAGUGGUGCUGAAAUACUACCCUAAAGAACUAUCUAGCCAACUGACGGACCGGAAAUGGUGCCGCCACGUCUUUACAAAGGCUGUUGAAUCUCGAAACCACCCACUGGUCGAGUAUCUCGUCAAGUUGGGAUUCGGAGAGCACGGACGAGCGUUUCAUGUUUAUCCUAGGAAUAAUCACACGGGCCUGAAGCCCUCGUACUGUUAUGAAAAGGACCCUGUUCUUGCCAGUGAAACGAUGCUCCGCCUCUUCAUGGCCCGAGAAGGAUGCCCACUAGUCGACCAGAAUGCUUCGGUGGUCGAAUGGUUGAAAUACAUUCCCAGGGACCACUUCGCCACGCAGCUGCAGAUUCUCGUCGACGAUGGUGCGGACAUCAACACCCCUAUUCCCUCCGUAGGCAAUGCGCUAUCUGUAGCCGUAGCACAUGGAAAUGAAGAUAUGGUACGUUUGCUUCUGGCCUACGGCGCUGAUCCAGGUCCGUGUGUGGGGGCUCAGAUACAGAGCACGGCAUUGUGCGAAGAGGCAAGAUUUGUGCCAAAACUACUUGCGCAAGCCCUGGUGAAGAAUAUGCGGGAAAAGCUCGGUUAG
This is a messenger RNA of Ophidiomyces ophidiicola, 2628 nucleotides long. RefSeq lists its product as uncharacterized. The record is from RefSeq and is a predicted model, not a curated record. NCBI's taxonomy places the organism in Eukaryota, Fungi, Ascomycota, Eurotiomycetes, Onygenales, Onygenaceae. The transcript has 2 exons. The coding region runs from base 1 to 2628 and encodes 875 amino acids. Gene Ontology annotation, molecular function: protein binding.